Messenger RNA from Pectinophora gossypiella (pink bollworm), 5044 nucleotides. It is a transcript of the gene Set8, whose product is annotated as histone-lysine N-methyltransferase PR-Set7. The transcript has 6 exons. The record is from RefSeq and is a predicted model, not a curated record. Gene Ontology annotation, molecular function: protein binding; histone H4K20 methyltransferase activity. Lineage: Eukaryota; Metazoa; Arthropoda; Insecta; Lepidoptera; Gelechiidae. Bases 324 to 1253 code for a protein of 309 amino acids.
CAAGCGUCCAUUUUCUGAAGUUUAUUCAUCUUGGCACUUUUCAUAGAAAUGCUUCAGCUAAUUGUCUAAAAUAAUAAAUGUAGUGAGUGAUAUCGGAAUCGUGAAACUAUAUAGGACAUUAAUCUCAGUGCAAUGAAGUUAAAUUCGUGACAUAGUCGGGAUGAAUCACAUGAUAUUUCCUACAAACCUAAUAUGACAAGGUCUAUUACAAAACAUUGGUAACUCGAGUCGCUGGUCAAUCUGGUUUUGUUUGUGUCAGGUUAGACCACUUCUUCGAUGGUGUCCUGUGUUUAUAUUUCAGUGAUUAUCAAGUUCAAGUGGAAAUGGUUCGAGCCAAUAGUUUGAUGGCAGGCCAAGAGGGCGUGAAGACCCCACACCGCAUUGAACUGUGUGAGGACCAGCCUGUCCGACCCACACGUAACUAUAGGAAGCGCAGGAUCAUAGCUGCUGCAGAGCCAAAGACAGAGAAUGCUGUGAAGGUUGAACCCCCUGCGAAGGUAGCAUUGAGGUCUAAACCAUUGAAGUCUAGUAACGGGCUCACAAACAUGACGAAUGGGCAUACACUCCGCUCGCGAGCGGCAAGGGCCGCCGCACGCGCCGCAGAGAGUCACAAGCUCACAGAAUACUUCAAAGAAGAGCUGAAAAGCCCUAAAAUCGAGCCACCACCCUCACCCCCGCCAAUGGAAAAGACUGUCAAAGUAGAAGCUAAAGUUGCGAACGGAAAUACUAAUCACAAACUUACGGAAUAUUUCCCAGUAAGACGUAGUGUUAGGAAGACUUCUAAAUGUGUAAUGGCAGAGAAGAUGAGAGAUUUAGAGAGGGCUGUCAGAGAGCAGAGGGAGGAUGGAUUACAGGUGGCAUAUUUCGACGGUAAAGGCCGUGGCGUCAUAGCGACACGACCGUUCGGACGCGGCCAGUUCGUGGUGGAGUACUCAGGGGAGCUGGUAGGCGUGGCGGAGGCUCGAGAGCGGGAACACAAAUACGCACAGGACCCCAACGCCGGCUGCUACAUGUACUACUUCAGGCUGCAGGACCAACAGUAUUGUAUCGACGCCACAGCAGAGUCGGGUCGUCUCGGUCGUCUGGUGAACCACUCUCGCAAUGGCAACCUGCUGACCAAAGCCCUCUGGGUAGAUGGGCCGCGGCUGGUACUGCUGGCCGCACACGACAUCCAGCCCGGCGAAGAGCUGACGUACGACUACGGGGAUCGCUCCAAAGAGUCGCUGCGGCAUCACCCCUGGUUGGCGCUCUGACUUGGGCAUGACUCCUGAAAUCUCAAUUGGACUAAGCAUUAUUUAUUAAUUUAGCUUAUUUUAGUUGGUAUGAAGUUUGUUUGUUAUCAAAGUUCCGUUUCAAGUUUGGACGUAUUGUACUGUAUUGUUAAGUAGUGAGACAAGUGGCCUAAUACUGGUUUUGGUAUGUGAACAGGGUGGAAUGUUCAUUAAAAACUGCCUUAUGCCACUCGUAGUAAAGACGAGAGUGUUCGCCGUGAGUGACGACAAUGAUAUUAUUUAGUAGUUCUCGGAUUGAGGGUUUUGACAUGCAUCAGUUAUCUGUGGCGGUGUUACAGAAAGGUUAAUGGUGAGAUGUAUGUUUCCUAAAGUGAUGGUAUACGCGAGAUGACGCUUUUGAUACGAGAUAUUAGUAUUAUCUUUGUGUAUCAGUAUUUCCCAUAUUUAACAUGGCAAAUGGUAAUGUUGUACAAGUGCUGUGAGGGAAAAUGCCUUUUAUAAUGACAUCAAAUUAGCUUGUUUAAAAGCUGUUUGUUGAGACUAAUGUAUGAGACGAAUAAGCCAGAGACCCUGGAAGUGUGUGGCCACUUUGUAUGUUGAGAGGUUCUAACAUGUAAUAAUAAAAUAUUCAUUAGCAUUAUGCUGACUUAUGAGAUGCUACUAAAUGUGGGGCAACGUAAAAUGGCUGAUAUCAAACAGUGGUGACUCCACACAUCCAAAAGUUUGGCUACAAAUAAAGUAAGUUCACGACACUAACUCGAAUAGUUUUAUGAUUUAUCAUUAGGGUGGCCCUUAUUUCAAAGAAAAAUAAUGUUAUUCUUUAAUUUCAAUGUGAUUAAUACUUAUACCACAAGAAACUAUGGUUGAAUUUUAAGAAUACUCUUGUUGUUCUUUAGUAUAUAUCCUCCAUUAAAGCAUACAACUACAUAAUCAGCUUCACAUUUCGAUAUUUAUUCAAUAACAAAUAUUAAAUGAUGUUUAAGUAGGAAAGUUUUAAAGCAAUCCAGAGCUCUAAUCAUCUACCUAGCACGAUGGAGAUCAGCAGGUUUCCUAAAUGUUUAAUAUAAAAUCCUAAAUCUUAUCCAAAAAUGAUUUAAAUCAUUUAGAGAUUUGUAAUCGAAUAUAAUUAAGUGCCUCGGUAAUAAUUCAAGUCACCAUAAGGACCACCCUAAUAUCUAGUUUUAUUUUUAACGACAAACGAACACAGAAAGACUCGAGGUUGUAAUAAGUUGCUCAGUGCAAUAAUGACAUGGGUUUUGUAAUUUUAUAGUUCUAAAAUUCAACUUAUACUCUCAGUAACAUAUUAUUGUGUAAUAGUGCCGUAAUACCAACAUUGCCCACCGAUAUCGGAUCCAAAUUCGGACAAAUAUCCACGCGUUCAUCAAACCUAUCCCAACCAUCAAUCAUUAUCAUCUAGGGCAAAUCGCAUAGCGAAAUGUUCAGUAGUUAAUGCGCGGCAUCCGUAGGUUGCAAUAUCUAAGAGCUGUCAAGCUUAGCGCAAUUUUUCUACAAGCCUUUGAGCAAUUAAUAACAUUUAUUUAAAAACUCUCUUAUAAGUACCCUACAUUAUUUCUAGUACUUUCUACAUACACAAAUUAUAAAAAUCAUAAGUUUACGCUUAUAAAUAUGGGUAUACUUGGAUUAAAAUAAAUGAAUAUCCAAAGGGUUGGAAAAUGUGCCUAAUAAAAUUUGGCAUUUCUCCAAAAUAUAGUAAAAAUUAUAAAUGAAAAACAAACUUUGAACUGUAAGUCCUCAUGGACUUGGAAUAGUGAUUAAAAGCGUAUGUGUGAUAGACUGCAUCCCUAGUGUACAAGAGUUGACAAGUUAACAGAAAAUGCGCUGACUUUGCUAACAAAUACUCGAACUAAAUAAUAAAUGGAGAUUGGGCCAAACUCUGUUUUCUCACGUGCUUUCGGUAAUUUGUCAAUUCAUGUGGAAGAUAAAGUAAUUCUCGUAUGCGUUCCCGGGUUUAUACUAGACUAAUAACAUUACAAUAUUCCCUAUACUAUUCUUAUGAAAAGCUAAUAUGUCGAGCCACUCUUCGUUUUCCAUUUCUUUGGGAACGUAUCUUGACAUUUAUCGGCAUAGACGAUUUUAUAUGUAAGAAAAUUUUAUACUUAUAAAUCAUAGCAUAAUUUAAAGUAAGACAAACAGCUGGUGGGGUAGCCGUGUUCACCAAGUAAUUAUUAAUUUAUUAUUGACGUUGUUAACUUAUAAUAAUUAUUAAUAAAUAAAAGGUUUGCCAAUCGUUGAAACAAAAUAUUGAAACAAUAUAAUUUUUCAAGUUCUCAAUAUUUCCACCGUGUGUUCCCUCCAAUGCAUAUUACAAGUGAAAAAUGUGAUUAAUGACUGCCAUCUUCUCCUGUGUGGGUUGUGAGGUCAAUGAUGGACCUCACCAACGACUGCCAUAAAAUAGUGCAGAUGAAAAUAAUAUUCUUUUUAAAAUUAACGACUGACAAACCUUGAGUAGUGAUGUUAUUGUACCGAUCGUGCACUUGGUUUUUAACUUUCUACUUAAUAUAAAAUAGGUUGGUGUUGCUGGUUUUAUAGCUUGGUUUGGUAUCAUGACUAAUAUGUUUCACUAUUUUAUAUCAAUCUGUUCAAUAUAUAUAUAUAUAUAUAUAUUUGCCUUUUCUCUACUAGAUAGACUAAUUAUUUUAUAGGUAUUACAUUCUUAGGUUUUUUCUCUAAUAAAUCUAUGAACCCAGCAAUAUCAGGGCGCUAUAAAUAGUAUUGCUUACUGUAGUUCCUACUCCAUUAAAUAAAGUUAUAACGCCUUCGCCCAAUUCACAUUAUUCCAGUCCAGCGAUUGAAUCCAAUGCUGGAAUGUUACUGGAAUAGGCGGGACUUUAGUGAAAGAUGUUACUCCUCGAAUGGCUUAUUUUCAGUAUAUUGGUCACUGAUAGAACAGACGUAACUCUGAGCACCGAUCUUAUAAUAAACUACGGAAAACGUAGAUAUUUUUUGCAAAAUGAAAUGAUCAGGAUAUUGCAGGGUUCAUGAAAGACUUGAAAUAUUUACAAAAUAAAAGAUGUUUCGAUUGGUGACCAAAGAAUUAUUGAGCUUGAAACUGCCGUUGUCCGAACAUAAGUCGGUGCUCAUGCCUAUGAAUUUCUGUCCCUAAAUGAUGAACUUAUACUAAUGAAUUAUUUCAUAAACGUCCUUGCAAUAAGCUAGAAUGUUAGAUAUUAAUAUAUUGUGCAUUUGUUUAAUGAAAUUUUACUGAAAUUUAAUUAACUGAUGUUUUAUUGCAAUGGGCCAAUAUAAGUUUGUUUAUUGCUUAUUAUUGUUAAAUAUUCCCUAGGAUAAGCCACUAUUUAUAAUUAAAGAUAAUAUAGUACCUAAAACAUAAGUCUGGGGAGUUUAUACUGCAGGAAGAGGGACUAAAAUGUUGUAAAUUGUACCGACUAUAUUGAGUUCCUUCGUUUUAGACAUCAAUCAUCACUCAGACUACAAAUUUUACAUAAACAUAUUUUUGUAAUGAAUGAAAUAUUAAAUGAUAUUGUUUAUUAAAAGAAAUACCAGGAGCGGAAGCUGGAAUUUAAUUUACUUUAAUUUCAAAUAAUAAACUAAUAAUUAUUUCGUGAAGUAUAUUGUAUGUAGUAUUUGCUUCAACUCCUGGUCACUAGACAGAAUGGGAAUUGCAGUCGAACGGAUAAACAUAAUAAUUGUAACAGUAUUUACGGCUAUUUUCCUACAUAGCAGUGUCAUGAGACUUAAUAAUUUAUUUUGUAACUCGGGCCGCCAUGCACUGCCCUAAUAAUAAUCAGUAGUGAUUGAGAAUCGAGUGAAAUUAAAAUAAUGAACUUUGA